Molecule: messenger RNA, 321 nt
Organism: Macrosiphum euphorbiae (potato aphid)
Lineage: Eukaryota; Metazoa; Arthropoda; Insecta; Hemiptera; Aphididae
Source: the annotation of a GenBank genome assembly
AUGGCGGACGGCCAUGGACGGGCCGUUGAGCAUAGCGACCAAACAUGGUUUUUUGAGCAUAAACGGUAUGGACGAGCUAGACGCAUACACACACGACGACCGCGAGACGCGGACGUCCGAGCUCGAAUACCGAGAGCCGGUAACGGUCUACCAGUGUUGCCAAAAUUGCGGCUGCCGGCGCGCAGCGCCCAGGAACAUGGUUACUGCGGCGGUCGGUCGAGCGUGACCACCGACGACGGCAAUUCUGUUAUCAAACGGAGCGAACAUACUCCCCCUUGCAAGUUCCAGCUAACUUGGAAUAAGAAGUUCGAUCUGUUCUGA